Messenger RNA from Lycium barbarum (goji berry), 2225 nucleotides. RefSeq lists its product as uncharacterized. The coding region runs from base 112 to 1815 and encodes 567 amino acids. The transcript is spliced from 6 exons. Gene Ontology annotation, biological process: mitotic spindle assembly checkpoint signaling; meiotic sister chromatid cohesion, centromeric. Lineage: Eukaryota; Viridiplantae; Streptophyta; Magnoliopsida; Solanales; Solanaceae. Gene Ontology annotation, molecular function: protein kinase activity. The record is from RefSeq and is a predicted model, not a curated record.
CCAUAUGGAAAAUCUCACAGCGCUCUCUCUUAAAAUUCAAAUUAGGUCUGUGUCCCCUAUACCAAUCUUUGCUCUUUCCAGUGGAGUUCCCAUUUCCAGUCACUUGCACCAAUGUCAGUUAACGCAUUAAUGUACAAUGACCUGUUUUCUUCACUUGUUUCUGACAUUAAAUCCUACAAUGGAAAAGACCCUCUUCUCCCUUGGCUCCGAGGAAUAAAGAAAAUGAAAGAGUCAGUUCCACCAGAUCUGCUUAAGGAGAAACUACCAAGAUUUCUUCAGAAAUGUGCACAGACAUUUGAGAAAGAUCGUCGUUAUGCUAAUGAUAUGCGUUAUCUUCGUGUCUGGUUACAACUGAUGGACUAUGUGAAUGACCCAAAAGCGGUACUAAAAACCAUGGAGUCGAAUCGUAUCGGGAUGAAAAAGUCUAUGUUUUACCAAGCAUGUGCUCUUUAUUAUGAAAAGAUUAAAAAGUUUGAGGCUGCGGAGAAGAUGUACCAUUUGGGCGUGCAGAAGCUUGCUGAGCCACUUGAUGAGUUACAUAAGUCAUAUGAACAGUUCCUUCAGCGCAUGGAGAAGCGUAAGAAUAAGAGGAUACAGCGCCAGGAAGGAAACAAUGAAAUAUGUUCUCUUGGUGGUAAAAACAUUACUUUGAAGAACAAUAUGAUCAAGGAAAAUAAUGAGAAUUUAAGUGGAAAUAUAAACAAUUCUGUCAUCACCAGGGAUCAGUUACCUAAUGCACAAUCCAAGCAUUUAAAUAUGAAAAAUGAGGUUGCCAUUUCACAGGGUUCCAGGAGAGAGUCACAAAUGAACGAAGCUACUCAUGGUGGUCCAGCCCUUCAGAAGGAACUCAGGGGUGACCUCAGUCGAAAGUUUACUGGUGAAGACACAGUUGUAGUUAAAUUUGUAGGUAAUGCCAUUGUUGGGAAGUCUGAUGUCGAAGAUGCACGACAUCAUGGUCUGGUGGAACCUACCAUUAAUACAAAGGAGGCCAUACAUGCAAUUAAUAGCAUGUUUCGGGAGCCAUUAGAGCCAUCUCUUGCUGGCAAACAUUCACAUAGAAACCAGCCAAAAGUUAAUCAUAGACCAGACAAUGGUUUUGAGGUAUUUAUAGAUGAAAACACUGAUAGUGCUGUUGGAUCUUCUCACCAAACCUCGGCAAAUGGUUCAUUAGUGCCACAAACCUCCAGAGUUGAAACUCAAGAGCCCAUGCAGGAGCCAUUUCAGAUAUAUAUUGAUGAUGAUGAUGAUGACACCAAUGAUGUGAUGGAGGGAGUUCAUGAGCUGCAUAAAUUAGAUAUGGGUAACUCUAACAAUUUGACUGGAUGUACUAUUGAAGAUGGGGUUGUGAAAGGCUUUGUUUUUCCAAGUCCAACUGAUGUUACAUCAGAAUGGUCUAGAGAUCCAAAUGUUGAAAGGCCUCCUCAAGCAAGACUCCGUAGGGAGGACACAGCUGUAUACAAAUUUGUUGGGUCGACCAUUUCAGAAGAAUCAGAGGUUGAAAAUGUUUGCCAUCAUGGCCUUGUAGAACCAACAAUUAACUUGAAGGAGGCUAUGGAUGAUAUUAAUAGCAUGUUUGGAAAGCCAAUUGAGUUUACAAGGAAAAGCAGAUCGAAGAAACAGGGAUUAGCACCGAAGAUGGAGAGAGGUUGCAGUGGGUUCCUUAUACUUCCAGAUGACGAGCCUCACCAUCAACCUAAGAGUUCCUUGCCAACUUCGUCGUCAAGAAGGGAUAAUGACUUGUUUGAGAAAACUGUGUGCACAAAGGAGGCAAUGGAUGAGAUAAAUAAAAUGUUUGCCAUGCCAUUGGAUUUCUAAGAUGCUGAUAAUACUAACUUUAGCUGCUGCAAUGGGCUUAGCUCCUGAAAGAGACCAUGAUCCAUAGUUAUCACAGCUCUGGCAGUAGACCAUGCCUUCAACCACCACUUGGGAAGUCUUCUCUGUAGACUUGGCUGGCGCUUUGCCAUAGGCGGUUAUCAGUGGAAAGGCUACUGCAAGGAGCAACGAAGCGAUCAGGACAAGUUGGCUGCUUGCCAUCUUCUUGAAAAGAUGUUAUGGAGCUUAUGUCAACUUUGGGAUGUUAUUCUGUUUUGAUGUUAAGUUCAUUUGAGUUGAUUCCUAUAUAUAGUUCUUGGCAUGGGUUUGUCUGUAUGCUCUGAAUGUUGUCAAAGACGUGAAUGCUACUACCACAUUUGUGGAAUGCAUAUAGAUCCUCAGUUAUUUUCAGA